Messenger RNA from Amoebophrya sp. A120, 1571 nucleotides. NCBI's taxonomy places the organism in Eukaryota, Dinophyceae, Syndiniales, Amoebophryaceae. The record is from the annotation of a GenBank genome assembly.
UUAUAAUUUGUUCAACAACAGCAUCAACACCCACCGGGCCUGUAGCAGCCAGCAGAAAGCAGGCAGUGUUUUAGACACUUGCAGGUCACAAGUUCACACAUCAUUAAGUUGCACCAGCACCCACUCGUCGAGUUGUGAUUGAUGUUGAAUAAAGCACGCACGAUAAAAAUGGAGACGAGGCGGGACACGAGGAGUGACAUCAGCAAGGUGCUGACGAUUUUUCAUUGUGUAGCGUAUGUCGUAUCUUCAGCGCAGCGCUGCCACCAGUAGAAAUGUAAAAAGCUUCAGCUAGCCCUAGGACCCAUAGCAACAAUAUUAAAGUCAACCUCAAUUAUCGCCAUUGAAAGUCAGCUUCUUGACUUUUGAGGUUUUGUUUUCGUUUUCCAGGACCAGCACACACGACGACGACACCCAUUCUUUCACCCGUUCAAGUACUGUAAAUUUUUCCACCAGCAGCUCACCCAGAAUGGACAUCCCGCUUCCCUCUGCCGCCGACCAGCACCCGACGCAGAAUCCUAACAGCAUGACACCCGAUUACAUGUCUGCCUCGACUCGGAGCAACACCGGGCGGCCAGCGGAUGAAAUCGCCAGUGAGCACGGCGACGAUCAAAACAACAUGUCUAGUUCCUUCCGCGAGAACGCCAUGACCGCAUCGCAGUAUCUGCGAAACGUCGCGAACAACCCCAACGUGCAGGCGGGGGUGGAUCAGAUUGCGGGGACCGCGAGGGAAAUUAAGCUGUACGUGUCCACCAAUCCGAGCAGCGAAAGGGCGAUCUGCCUGAUUGGCGGGUUUGCGCUCAUGUUCACCUGCUUUCUGUACAUUAUCGACGUGUUUCUCAUUUUCUCCAUGCUGCCGCACUACCUCACCUACUGGUUCCUGUGCGUCUUCGGCGCCGCCAUAGCGACACUAAACGGCCACUGGGCACUACCGACACAGGAGCUGUUGCUCAAAUACUGCUAUUUCCUACACGUCAAGGACGGAAGAGCGUUCACAUUCUGCUUCCUAGGUAGCUAUGAAGUUUUUGGCUCUAUUCACUGAUUUGGCUAUAUCUGGUGCCGCCCUCGCCCUUUUCUAUCAUGUCUACAGAACGUCAAGUAGAUCUAGAUGUUGAUCAGGCGAAUAUAGUCCUUGUCAUGCGCAUGGACAUGCAGCUCCUUCCACCAGACGAUCAUGAUAACAGCAGUAGCAGAAAAGAAUAAGUAUGAGUUUGACUUGAAACCCACAUUGAUACAGGUGUUCUCCUCAUCGCGCUCAAUGAUUGGUUUGCGAACUACAUAACGGGAAUCUACCUGAUAUGCACGGGGAUUAUGAUUGGUAUGCUCGCAGUGCAGGAAAGGAGGUUAGCCGCGGAGGCCCCUGCAGAAAAUCAAGUUUACGAUCAGAUGUGAAAAUGAUAAAUGAACGGACAUCAAGAAGGACAUGGAUGAGAACCUGUGCUUGUACUGUGUUUUUUCACCAAGCACAGGCUGAUAGAGCUUGCAGUCACACAGAGCGCCACGUUUCAGUAUAUCAAUAUGCAAAGGCUCUGGCUCACAACUUCAACUGUAGCACGCCAGAGCAGGAGCAACAU